AUGAUUCUCGAGGCUCCUCCUCCGCGACGCCACAUCUCCGGCGCGCCCAUCUCCCUCAGCGACGCAUCCGGCAUCCUCGAAAAGUACCUCUCAAAUUCCGAAACUCACCCACACCUUCACCCCGAUGCGACCAUCACACCAGAAGGCGUCGCAUUCAAUGCGCAAGGCGGUGCCAUGGGCAAUCCAAUCAUGCACCACUUACGCCGUGUAGCAGCGGGUUUGCGCGGCGAAUACCAAGAGCCAGAGCGAGCGCUAGACAUGGAAGAGGACCAGCAGGAUUUCACUGCCGAUGUCACUGUCAGUGGUGGAAAGGGCAAGACAGGCAAGAAAGCGGCGGGUGCCGACGAUGAUUGGCAAGAUCUAGCUUCAUACCAAGCGGAGCAAGGCGAUAUCGAAAUCGGCGAGAUCGGCGACAGGACGAAUGUUGUACAAGAGGGUGGUGAAGAGCCCCAAGUACAGUCUCCCAAGAACAAGGACAGGAAGAAGAGGAAGAACGAGCAGGCAGAGGAGCCGGUCGUAGCGGAUGGUCAGAUAGACAAGGAGGCGCGGAAGAAGGCGAAGAAAGAGCGAGAUUAG
Messenger RNA from Alternaria postmessia, 576 nucleotides. RefSeq lists its product as uncharacterized. NCBI's taxonomy places the organism in Eukaryota, Fungi, Ascomycota, Dothideomycetes, Pleosporales, Pleosporaceae. The transcript has a single exon. The record is from RefSeq and is a predicted model, not a curated record. Bases 1 to 576 code for a protein of 191 amino acids.